AUGAUCACGAAACCCACAUCGCAACACCAAUAACACACACCCUCCACAAUGACCGACCAACAAGACUCCCCCCCAAUCCCUCCUCCGCUCCGGACAAACGAAGAGCUCAACCUCGCCGUCCUCCGCCGUCACAACCCCUCCAUCCAAAACAUCCUCUCACUCGCCCCCUAUGCCGUCGUCUACAUCUUCAGCGCGACCUCUCGCCAGUGGGAAAAGAGCGGCAUAGAAGGCACACUCUUCGUCUGCCAGCUGUCGCAAGGCCCCCUCGGCGAAGAGCGCUACACCGUCUUCGUGCUCAACCGCCGCGGUCUCACCAACUUCGACGUACCCCUCACAGAUGGCGACAACGUCGAAUUAACCGACGAAUACGUCAUCCUCAAAACCGACAUCACCUACGAUUCCAACCCCAAUCCCAACGGCAACAGCAACAGCAACAGCAACAACAGCACCGCCCCCUCCAACCCCCGAAACGCCAAAACCGACCCCAUCCGCAUCUACGGCCUCUGGAUCUACUCCGAGCCCCCGCCGAACUCCACCGCCGAGACGCGCACCAUCAACGCGGAGGUGGUCCGCGAGUGUGCCGUCCACGCGGGGCACAGUCUCAAAAUCGCCCGCGAGCGUCUUGAAGCGGUCCGUCAGGACGGCAUGCACGAGGCGGCGGCCGCCACCGCGACGACUACCCCGCCGCUGGAGGAAGUCCAGGAGAGUGUGCCCAUGGGUCGUCAGAUUUCCCUCAAGGAUCUGUUCGGGCAUCAGCGGGCUCAUGACGAUGGGUGGAGUGUGAGGGCGCAUCAUUUGGGGCCUGCGGAAGGGCAGUUCGAGCAAAUGCGCCAGCAACAGUUGCAGCAGCAGCAACUACUGCAGCAGCAACAACACCAGCAGCAAAUUCUGCAGCACCAGCAACAACACCAGCAGCAGAUGCUACUGCAGCACUUUCACCAGCCCCAACAGCCCCUUGGGUAUCCCGGGCCUGUUCCUGCAGCUGCUGCAGCUCCCCCGGCGCCGCCACAGCCGCAGGGGGAUGUCCUGGGGAGUUUGUUCCGGAAGGCGGGGCUAGCGUAUCAGGAUGGACCGGUGCAAUGAUUGUUUCCUUUUCUUCUUAUAACAUCCUUUCCUUUCCUUCAUGUUCUUUUCUAUUAUCAUUGAUAUAUGCAUGGUUCAUGCGUGGUCGGUGAGUCAGGUCGAGGCGUACGAAUAGAUACCCAGUUUGCAUGUGGUGGAUUAAAUCAACAUGACCGAAUUAUCUUCUAUUUCCAUUUCUAUAUACAUUAU
Messenger RNA from Aspergillus campestris IBT 28561, 1272 nucleotides. RefSeq names its product Dcp1 family protein. Gene Ontology annotation, molecular function: mRNA binding; enzyme activator activity. Bases 49 to 1083 code for a protein of 344 amino acids. Gene Ontology annotation, biological process: deadenylation-dependent decapping of nuclear-transcribed mRNA; deadenylation-independent decapping of nuclear-transcribed mRNA; positive regulation of catalytic activity. Gene Ontology annotation, cellular component: P-body. The record is from RefSeq and is a predicted model, not a curated record. Lineage: Eukaryota; Fungi; Ascomycota; Eurotiomycetes; Eurotiales; Aspergillaceae. The transcript has a single exon.